CCCCCAGCUGAUGUGUCCGGUCGUCCCCAGGACGCCCGCCUGGCCGGGGGCUAUGAGAACGUGCCAACAGACGACAUCCACAUGCGGCAGAUCGGGCUGGAGAGCGAGUGGCUGCGGUUCCUGCGGGAAUUCAUCGCGCCCGUCACUGAGAUGCUGUACCCCGGCUACUACACCAAGGCCCAGGCCCUGCUGAAUUUCGUAGUUCGGUACCGGCCGGAACAGCAGCCGGCGCUGAGACCCCACCACGACUCGUCCACCUUCACCAUCAACAUCGCGCUCAACAGCAAGGGUAGCGACUACGAGGGCGGCGGCUGCCGGUUCCUGCGCUACUCCUGCUCUGUGACGGCCCCGCGGAAGGGCUGGAGCCUGAUGCACCCGGGGCGCCUGACCCACUUCCACGAGGGGCUGCCCACCACCCGCGGGACCCGCUACAUCAUGGUCUCCUUCGUCGACCCCUAGCCCCGGCC
Messenger RNA from Terrapene triunguis (Three-toed box turtle), 467 nucleotides. RefSeq names its product multifunctional procollagen lysine hydroxylase and glycosyltransferase LH3-like. Gene Ontology annotation, cellular component: endoplasmic reticulum. Gene Ontology annotation, molecular function: procollagen-lysine 5-dioxygenase activity; L-ascorbic acid binding; iron ion binding. The transcript is spliced from 3 exons. The annotation marks the transcript as partial. Gene Ontology annotation, biological process: peptidyl-lysine hydroxylation. The record is from RefSeq and is a predicted model, not a curated record. Lineage: Eukaryota; Metazoa; Chordata; Testudines; Emydidae.